AGAGACAGGAGGCUACAGAGUUUUCAGGAAAUUGUUGUUGACAGACUUUUAGUCUGUUUUUCUUGUUCGCAAACAUGAAUGUUCUACUUUCUUUCGUCAUACUCACUGUUUUUAGCACAACUUCCCUUGCUAAGGAGUCUCCACCAAAAAUCAAGGUUUACAGCCAGAACCCUGUUGAGUUUGGUAAAGGAAUCAUACUGGUGUGCCAUGUGCUUGGCUUCUACCCCGAAGACAUUCACGUCAAUCUGCUGGAGAAUGGCGAGGAGAUUUCAGGUGCUGUGCAGUCUGAUCUGGGAAUUAAUUCAGAUGGGAUGUUUCACCUGUCCAAGAACGCCAGUAUUACCCCGGAAAGUGAUGAUAACUACGCCUGCCAUGUCAAACACAUGCAGAAUGAGAAGACAGUCAUCUGGGAGCCAGACGUGUAAACUUGGGUUUCAUUCCACGGGCUACCGGUUUUUUUUUCCACGCUUGCAGUAAUGAUACCACUUUUCCUCCAUCAAUUCAAGUCUCUUCAGUACAUUUAAUUACUCUGUAUAUCUGUCUUUAUAGGGCUGGUAAACAAAUAUGUUAACCAUUGUUUAAAUAUUAAACAAUAACAGCAAUUA
Molecule: messenger RNA, 605 nt
Organism: Clarias gariepinus (North African catfish)
Lineage: Eukaryota; Metazoa; Chordata; Actinopteri; Siluriformes; Clariidae
Product: beta-2-microglobulin-like
Exons: 4
Coding region: 75-425 (116 amino acids)
Biological process (GO): positive regulation of T cell activation; immunoglobulin production involved in immunoglobulin-mediated immune response; peptide antigen assembly with MHC class II protein complex
Cellular component (GO): MHC class II protein complex
Molecular function (GO): MHC class II protein complex binding
Source: RefSeq, a predicted model, not a curated record